Messenger RNA from Striga hermonthica, 453 nucleotides. The record is from the annotation of a GenBank genome assembly. Lineage: Eukaryota; Viridiplantae; Streptophyta; Magnoliopsida; Lamiales; Orobanchaceae.
AUGGAUUCUCAAGGUUCCGAUGCAAAUGGAGUAAAGCUCUCUGUAAAAUUCAGCGGCCGCACUAUACCUGUCGAAAUCGCCGGUAGCUCUACCAUCAAAGACCUGAAAUUCAACCUUCAGAGCCUCACCAACGUCCUCCCUCGAGGCCAAAAACUCAUCUUCAAGGGGAAAGUUCUUGCGGACGAAUUGACCCUGGCCUCGUCGGGCAUUGGUGAUGGGUCCAAGAUUAUGCUCAUGGCGUCUCAGGGUCUUCACCAAGGGGAUGGCUUCAUUAAAAAGGAAAUAAUGGUGUUGCCUGGUGUUAAGGGAGCAGCUGCAGCUGAUGUCACGAAAGGAAUUAAAUAUGGAAAGAAAGAGGAACCCGGCACUAAGAGCCGGCUAGAACGUUGGAAAGCAACUGGGGUUGUAGCAUUGUCAGAUAGUGGUCUCUCGGUACACAAAUAUUUAUCUUGA